AUGAACUCACAUCCCCUAAAGCUAAUAACAAGAAUAGACUUCAGACUUCACACAGACAAAAUGAUUACGCGCGCUGCUUUUAAUGUGGGCAUUAUUCCCACCGAUACUAAAACGUCUUCCUCUUCUUCGAGCUUCGCUCGUGGUGGUGCUGCUGCUGCUUCUCUCGCGAGACACAAAGAACAACACCAUCCCAUCACCGUCGUCAAACAUCACCGUCGUCAUCAUCAUCAUCUUCUUCGCGCGACGAAGAAGGGGGGCCCACAGAAGACAGAAGACACCAACAAAAGUAGCAGCAAAAGUACUAAUUUCAUCAAAUACCAAUCGAAACCGUACACGGAUAAAGACGGCGACAAUCCUCGUCCGUGGUACAUCGACGAAGCUUCGGGCAAAGCGAACGGAAUCGUCGUUAUCGUCGUCUUUUUAGCCUCGCAAGUGUUCAUAGGAACGGUGUUGCAACCGUUGGCGGUGUUUAUCAAUCAGCUGUGGGAACCCAUCGUCGGUGGGAAUUUGUAUUUAGACAACAUAUAUUGA
Messenger RNA from Bathycoccus prasinos, 531 nucleotides. RefSeq lists its product with no specific name. Bases 1 to 531 code for a protein of 176 amino acids. The transcript has a single exon. The record is from RefSeq and is a predicted model, not a curated record. Lineage: Eukaryota; Viridiplantae; Chlorophyta; Mamiellophyceae; Mamiellales; Bathycoccaceae.